Molecule: messenger RNA, 1652 nt
Organism: Diachasma alloeum
Lineage: Eukaryota; Metazoa; Arthropoda; Insecta; Hymenoptera; Braconidae
Gene: Smyd3
Product: histone-lysine N-methyltransferase SMYD3
Exons: 6
Coding region: 182-1537 (451 amino acids)
Cellular component (GO): nucleus
Molecular function (GO): protein binding
Source: RefSeq, a predicted model, not a curated record
UACUUUCUCCUGUAAGAGUGUAGCGUGGUAGAUUCGAAUGGAUAAUAAUUAUACCCCCAAUGACAAUGAACCGGAGAGACAAAAACGGUAGUAGACCAAAAUAGUUGAAAUCUCGCCGGCGGGUGAGUGGAACGUUAUUUUUGGCUCGACUGGCCCGUGCUACGUGUGAAAACAUAACGAGAUGGCAGACAAUGAGGCUAAUCCUGUAAAUGGAGUACUAAAAGGAAUUAAAAAAGGAACAACUAUCCUCACUGCGGAGCCCUUUGCAUUUGUUUUGAGUGAUCACCACAGGAAAGAAAGAUGUGAUCAGUGUUUCAAAAGCUGCAAAAUAUCAAGAUGCGCUGGUUGCCAAUACGUUUUUUACUGUGGACGAAAUUGCCAAAGAAAAGCUUGGCCCAUCCACAAAGUGGAGUGCCCUAAUAUCAAGAGGAUCCAUCCACGUAUACUUCCAGAUGCAGCUCGAAUAAUGGCGAGAAUAAUAAUAAAAUUGAGCCAUAAUGGAAAAGAGGAACAGGGAUUCUAUACACCGCAGAAAUACAGAGUUUUCCACGACUUGAUGUCACAUGUUAUGGACAUUAAAGAGGAUAUGAAGAAAAUGGAGCACUUCACCUCUCUGAGUAUAGUACUUGUUGAAUUUCUACCAAUGAAUAUAUUGCCAGAUGUCAAGGAAUUGCUGGGCAUAUUUGGACGCAUGAGUGUAAAUUCUUUUAAUAUUCUUGAUACUGAUAUGACUAGUUUGGGAGUUGGAAUAUACUUGGGACCAUCGAUUAUUGAUCAUAGUUGCAAACCAAAUUCUACCGCUAUCUUCGAGGGAACAACCCUUAUUAUACGCACACUUUGUGAUUUACCAGCUCUUGAUUGGUCUAAGAUUCACAUUACCUACAUCGAUAUACUAAAGGACACAAAAACAAGACGUGCAGAGCUGCAAAAAUCCUAUUACUUUUUUUGCGAAUGUGAGCGAUGCAAUUCUCCAGAGACUAUCGAAAUUGCCGCAGCCUGCCCGAAUAAAAAAUGUACAUAUCCGUGUCAAUCAACUGACGCCCAUUGCAUGAAAUGCGGUGAGGAGUUUCCAGAGUAUUUUAAAGAGCGUUUUGAUGAAGUCAGCGAACUGUCUGUUUUUCACCUGGAAAAAAUGGAAAAUACAGCAUAUUUGGAUGCAGCAAGAAUGUGCUUGGAAAAACAAGAAGGUGUGUUGCAUCCCUAUAAUCUUUUAGUAGUUCGAAUGUUGGAAAUGGCUUUGGCUGCUGCUAUGGAAUUGGAGCGAUGGGAAGAUGCUGAAAUGUAUGCCUCUCAAUUGACUGGUAGAUAUUUAUUUUACUUCGGUGAAACACAUCCAAUGACUGGGCAAGUACAUUUUGUACGAGCAAAAUUGCUCUCAUUCCAGAAGAACAGUCGUUUGGGCUUGGAAUAUAUUACCAAAGCUGCUGAAUUAAUAAAAAUUUCAUUCGGCGAUGAUCACUCAAAGAUUAAAAACGAAGUGAAGCCACUCCUUGAUCAGUUAUUAGCUGAAUAUCACUUUGGAAAAAAUGGUUACUAAUCAGUCAAUAUCAUAAUCAUCGUUAUCACAAUUCUGAAAUCAAUUGCAUGUGGAAAAACAGUAGAGACAUUUUGUAACUUGAACGUGUCGAAAUAAAAGUAUUUUAUUAUUUCUA